AGCACCAAUAUCUCCUGGCACGGAAUCCCAGUUUGCUUUUCUUACCCCUUUCCGUUUACAAAAUGUCGACUACUUCUCAAAACGAAGAAAAGGGAAAAACAGUUUUAAUACCCGUAGAUGGCAGUGAGAGAAGCGAACGAGCAUUUCAGUGUAAGUGUGAUUUGAUAUCUAUACCGUGAUAAAACCUAUUUUUCACAACUGAUCUAUGCGCUCCAAAACUACCGAUUGGGCAAGCGCCAAAGAUCGAAAUCUUCCUCUUUCUUCUGGGCAUCUAAAACCGAAAUUUUAGCACAAACGCUUAAUAUCAACCAAGUAAAUAAAACCAUCUUGAUCACCCACCUAGAUUUCUGCAAUAGGAAAUUUCCCGAAGGGUGUCAAGGGUGGCAUAUUAUUAAAAGUAGAUUUAAUUUUAGCUUUGUUGAUGAAACUUGUCCAACUACAGGAGGUAAACAAAUUUAAUUGCCAUUUUCCUCCAUGCAGCGGUAAUUUUCAGGGAUUUAGAGGAGAGGACCAACAAUAUUUUUUCAGAUUGAAUAGAUAGAAUGAUGGGAGUUGAGGAGGGCAGGUCAAGGCAGGGAUCGGAAGAGAAUGGACUUAUAAUGGCAAGGGGGUGGGGAUAGGGGAGAAUACAAGCGUAGCCCACCAGAAUACUCAUUGCGUCUGUUUGAAGUGACUCGCGCAAGGACUCGCGCGCAGAAAAUCCCGAGAGUUGAAGAAAAACUGUCUUCUUUACAUCUGCUGUCUUAAGUUAUAAAAUAACUUUUUCCAUAUCUUUAGGGUACUGUAAUAAUAUGCACCAAUCUGGCAACGAGGUGAUUCUGCUGAAUGCAAAUGACUUGCCACAAACCACCGCGCCAUAUUCAUGUAAGUGACGUAUAUUUCGCGCUUAUUUUCCAGUGCCACACGUGACACGACUUUAUCAAAGUAUUUUCAAUUUUUGGACCGUGCUGAAACGAUAGUCAGGUAAAUUGAAGAACUAGAUUGGCUAAGAAAUUAUGGGAGAAAAAAAAAUGGAUGUGAAAUGCAAUAUUCCUCCCCCCCCCCCCCCCCCCCCAAAAGCAAGGGGGAAACCGGGGUGAAAAAAAGAAAAAAAGCAAAAACCACUUUGGUGCACCGUUUUGUGGACCCAAAAUGGCCCGCCGAAACAAACAAAAAAACAAGGGGCACCUUUACUUUUUCUAUUAAAAAAACCCGUACUUUCCUCUUCAGAGAACUAAUACACAACUAACAAAAAAACACCCCCCCCCCCCUCCCCCCGAAAAGCACGGGGGACUCGUAGGUGAAAAAGACGAAAAAGGCAGAUGCCAUAUUGGUGCACCGUUUUGGUGCACCAAUAUGGCCGCCGGAAAUCAACAAAAACAUCUGGAGCCUAUUCACUUUUUCUAUAUAAAAGGCGCUUUCUUUUCACUCGAGAACUAGCAUACGUACGCAUAAACAUAUCUUCUAGUACUUCAAGUGGUUAUACUGCUGAAAAUCAAGAGGAGAGACUUUUUUUCAACGACAUAGCAUUCCUAUUUUAGUGUCACGCACCGUGAAAACUCGGAAGUUCAAAUUGCUGUAUUUUCGAAAUGAAACAUGCUACAGAAAAAGGAACUUGUACAAAGAUUUAAUUUUUGUUUAUCUUCAACCUAGUGUAAAUAAGAAUUCGUAAAACCUCGCUAUUUUGACCUUACAAUUUGAUGUCGUCACAGUGAAAACCAUCUACAGCUCGUGGUUGAGUAAUAUCUUUUAUGGGUUGCAGACUGUAAAACUUGAGCGAUGCCCAGAGACUGGUUUCCUUUAUUGCUUUAAUUGUCAAUCUCCUUGUCACUUGAACGUUGUCUUUGAGAUUGUUUCGAGUCGCUUUUACAAUUUCUAUCGUUACUAAGGCCUUAGUUAUUGGGCUUCUCAUUAAACUUUCAUAGUAAAUGGCAAGAUCGUCAUUUUUGUUUGUUACAUUUAAAAAAUGCCUAAGAAACGUAUUUGUUUGACACGAAGCUGUGAUUUUUCCAUUGACUAAGUAAUUUCUUCGCUAUCCUUGAGUUCUAUAGCGAGACGCAGCCAUGACACGCUCCUUUUAAAACAGGCGCUAUACGGUAAACUAAGGGUGAACAGCAAGUACGGUAAACCUCACAACAAGUUUUUUUGAACCCAGAUGGUUGUCCAUUUCCGCAUGGCUGGAAGGAAGCAGUUAAGGAAAGUUCUGCUGAAUCUGAACGCAUUCUUCAGUCAUACUUCAAAAAGUGCAAAGACAGAAACGUAAGUUUAUCUUUAUCUUUUUCCCGCCCAAGACUGGCAUUCAUGGUGAUUCAUUUGCAGCAUACCCAUAUAGCCGGCACUUUUCCCCCUCAUUGAAGGGUUAUUGUUUUCAAACCUUUAAACAAUGAAAAAUUCCUACGGGCCAACGCAACGGUAAUACGCGUAUGUUGCAAAAGAAUCCACCCAAAGUUGAGAGUCGUAGCCAAGAUUUUGACCAUAUUCACAUUUAUCCGUUGUUCUCCGUUUUCAAUAAUUCGCGUCCACAAGUUGCGUUUUAUCGUUUUUGCCCGUCCACACGAAAACGCAAUCAACAGUGACUGCUGUAAACAGUACCAUCUUUGAUGGUAGCAUGCGCAAUUACUGAUAUCCAACAUCAAGACGUAGUUGUUUUUAGAACCCUCCGUUUUCACCCAUCCACACGCACGAGUACAGCAAAAUGACGUUUUCAAAAAUCUCCACUCUGGAGAAAGUUUUUAAAAAGAUGCGUUUUCGGUGACCGUUUCUUACCGAAUACGUGUGGACAGGACGGUACUCCAAGCCAGAGAAAAAUAUCUCCGUUUUUUGGAUACGUGUGAACGAGGCCUUUAUUACGGGUACUACACACAGUUUUGCUAAUCCACCCACAGCCAUGUUCCCCAAAUUUCUUUCACGUGGGAAGAACUAAUCACUGUGAUGAGGUAAUCAUCUCUCUCGGUUGUAGGACCGUGCUUCUCAUGCAGCAGUUUUUAAGACGUUCGUUUGUAUAAGUGUAGCAAAGUCGGAAAAAAAAUUAAUAACUGAGAAAUGAAGAUACUGCCUUUCAGUACCCUACAAACGGCUAGACCUUUGCGUAGUCGGAUGACCACGUAAAAUGACGAUCCCGUCUCCAAGAAGUCUCCUCAAUUAGCUUUAGUGCUAAAUAAAUUGACAAAUUAAGUGCAUUACCCCUCCUUUUCUCAUUAAACGUACAAAUCACAAACUAAAACCACACCCAAAAACUCCGUGCUGCGCAGGAAGGAAAGCAUGGGCCCAGGGUUGGAGGUGAAUGCUGCUCUUACCAUUUUGCCAGAGGGUAAAAAUACAGGGUAUUUUAAAUCGCAAAAUUGUCGUAAAUUAUUUUUCCGAAAUUUUCUCUUAGUUGGUUCAGCAGGUUUCAAUAUGAUUAUAAAAUUGACCGAACUUAAUCCAUUUUUAAUUUUAAUAUAGAGCUGCUCUUUUUGUUUUGUUUCAGAUAAAGUGCAGAAUGUUUACGGAGUCUGACAGCCCAGGAGAAGCUAUCCUCCGAUUAGCCAAAGAAAAAAGCGCGGAUCACAUUGUGAUGGGUUCCCGAGGACGAGACCCCAUCAGCCGCACCCUCGCUGGGAGUAUCAGUUAUUUUUGCACACAUCACUCCGAUGUGCCAAUCUCAGUUGUCCCCCCACCCUCUCCAGGCUCCCCAGGAACUCUCGGAGUCUCAAAUAUGGACGACGCAUGCGCACCUACGACGCCAUUAUUCAACGACCCCAAAGAGCUUUACGAGACAAAUAUAAUGGGCUAUAUUUGAUCGAUAUUUCUGGUUUCCUUGAUUUGGCUGGAAUAUUAAACUGGAUAAUGUUAAAAAUGACAAUAAUUACAAUAUUGAUGAUCGAAAAUUCGUCGUGUUUCUCGAUUCUUCCAUCACUUAAAACCGGAAUCGCACACAGUAGUCACUCAGUUAUUCCUUCUGCCUGUUGGCAGUAACUGGACAGGUGUUUAUGCCCGCACAGGUGUUUGGGUAGGAAAGAGAACUCCUUAAAAUCUUCCAUAGCGCGAAGACAAGAAGCGACUGGGUACUAGUCUGACUAAAAACGCAUAACGACUACAGGUACACGGCCAGCGAGAAACAAUUAAUGUCCCACAUAAGCAUUAUAUUAAAUUCGGCACAUGUGAAGUUCGACGUUUGAAAAGGGUAGACGCCACAAACAUAUAUAGAAUGCUGCACUAACAAAAUAAAGCUAUCGAAAAGAGUGCUACACGGUUAUUAGUCCUUACACUAUUUUGUAUCCUCCCUGGUAAAAUAGCUUAGAGGUUCUGAAAAAAAGAUUCAACUAAAACAAACAAAAUCACUGAAUUCAGUUUCUUUGACCCCACACUCUUCCAAUACCUCAUCCUCAGAGCCUUGGGGAAACAAAGUGAAGAGAAAGGCACUGCGGAACAAAGUUGAAUUCCACCUUGAUUUGGAAAGAGAGGGUCUUUAUUUUCCGUUUACUUUGAUUGCAGCUUCUGUAACAACAUUUAAAGUGAUAAUUAAAAGUAGCUUAAAAUAUAGUUUGAGCUCAAAAAAUUUCGUUUUUUCUAUAGGAAUACUGCUAGCAAAUGUCAUUCAGGGUAUACGAUGAAAAAAAAUUCACAACUAACGUAAAAAAAAGCGAUUAAUUCCUGAACUUUCCAAAAAAACAUUCCUGGGCAGGCCUGAUUCCUGGGUAAGGUCUUCCCUCAAAAAAGACUAAGCCAGAAAUUAAAAACCGUUUUUUAAAAACGUUUUACGUGAGCAAUCAGUCAUCAUGGGGAAGUCAUGUUGAGCGGGGCUGGGUUGCUUGCGUGAACUCACGCCAUAGGCCUUUACAGCUCACGAGUCGCAUGUUAUCACGAGCUAUGAGCUCUGUUUUAGCAAUCAAGGCAAAUCCAAAGCAUCGCCUGUCUAAUUUCUCUAUUUUUUAAAUUAUUUUUUGGCCUGUCUUUUGAAGUUGUUUUCUCCCCAUCACCAUCUGAGUGUUCAGUCUCUCAAAUCUUUUUCAUCGUUUACAAAAGCUUCGAACGAAUUGGAUGGAUUUUUUGGUUGAAAAUUCAACUUACCUCUGCGUCUCCGUAAAGAGAUUUUCUAGAAACGAACUGUAAAAUUAGACUUGAUCAUGAACAUGGCUCUUGAAUAGAUAGAAACGUGGAAAUAAUCAUGGAGUAGAACUUUUUUGGGUCCAUGACGUCACAAUAUUAACCAUGUCCACGUGCGCGUUAAGAAAGAUCACGCACCAAUCACACAGUUGCGUGACUUUUUAAACGCAGCGGCAUUUUUUUCUCUCACAGUUUCGCUUAAUAUCCUUCCACUCGUUCAUUCGUUUUCUGGCCACGUACUCACAAUGAGGCCUGAUAGCGAAUUACAGAGGAGAGUAGUGCUCGGAGUGGAUGACAGCGAACACAGCGAACGAGCUUUUGACUGUAAGUACGUAACUAUGAUCAAAAGGAAAAAAUAUAUCUUAGUAUUCCACUUCAAAGAAAACUUUUUAAAAAUUUCUUUACCUUUUGGGUUCGGACGUACACAGAACGUUUGCACGUUGGAAUAAUCUCUUGCGUCUUCAUGCCAUAAGGCGAGAAACAAAUUAACACAAGCUACAAACAAACUACAAACAACUGUCUAGAUACGCUUUUCACCCGUGACCUUCGUGACGUAAUUUCAAUUUUCUUCUCUUAAAUUUUAAAUUAGUGAGAUUAGUACCAGAAAUGUAGGCUUAUAUUUUCCACAGCGAAAUACAAUUAUCUUGAUAGCUAAACGAUGACGAUAUGUUAAUUAUGUUAAAAUAAAGGCAAUACGUUAUUCAAAGCCACAUUCGUGACCCAAGCCACGGACGCUUAUAGAGCCAUGUGCAAGCAACUUUUGCUCAUGGAGUGAAUAAAAAUGGAUGAAAUGUACCAUGUAGAAAGUUUUGCUCUCAUGUCUGUUAUUUCUAAAAACAUUCUGGGGGUGAACUGCUUCUCCAUCUUCUAAGCAAUGCAUCAAGUCGCGAGGUACUCAAAGCUUCCCUUCCCCCGCGACUAUGAUAUGAUCUGAGCCUAUAAAGAGGGAGAAAAUAGCAAAAAUAUUUAAACUUUUAAUUUAUCGGGGUAGCGAUAUUUUGCUAUCAUUUCGUUCCUUAUUUCUAUCUAUCUACUUUAUGGAUAUGUGGUGGACAAAGGGUCAGGUAGAAACGAUACUUUGUAUAUGGCAUACUAUACUGUGGUGAUAGAAUCAGACCGGAAGAGAAGAAACAUGCAGGUUUACGUGUAGCACAUCGCGUUCACGUGUACACAUCGUGUUUUAUCUUUCCCUCUGCAAAUGUUGGAAGUAUAAACCUUACGACAAAAGAGGUCUGCACUGGCCUAUUUGACCAUAUCAACUAUGCACCCAAAACAAAUUAAUGACCUAAUUUAAUUUGGUUCGUUCCACCGAAUUUCAAAAUCACAAGAGACUUUUUUUAAAAGGAUAUCAUGAUCACGAGUAAACAUAUUCCAAGGUGAUGACAAGCGACGUCCAGCGAUCCCAACAUCACUGAAAAAGCAAUACAGGGUUCAACAAUCAAAACAACAACUCUGCUCGUGUAUCACACUUUUUUGGUACAUUAAAUUCUUCUGCGUCCCUCUGCACGACUACGACGGGAAAUGCAGUUUCAUUAAUAUUACCCAAUGCCGGGGAAGAGGGGCGCCCUUCUCCUAUACCCCCCUAUUUUCCCGCCAGUGAAAGGCACCGCGACUUUGGACCUACUCUGUUGUCACCUGUUCAAUUUUUUUCUAUUCCUUGUUUAAAUGUUUCAGAGAGCACUGCUUUCUAAAUGCUUCUUAUGUUUUUUUAAAAAGUUCAAACACCAUACGACGUUACUUCCGUCCAUUGUAGUACUACGUAUACUGUACAGCUAUUUCGAGAAAGGUUGUUGCAAAAAACGUGCACGCGAGACCGGCGACAAUCGCGAAAGGUAACAUGGGAUAUGAUCAUUACACUGUUCCUGACACUGUAGCUGUCGAAACUACUUUUUUUACUUUCUUUUAGCGCUCGCAAACAUACGUCCGUGGCCUCUCAUGUCAUUUUUUCAAAUUUCUUUGAAUAUUACUGAACUCAAAACCACCCACAAUUCCUUUCGAUAUUGUCGCGUGCACUUUUUCCGACCUUUCUCCAAAUAGCUGUAUAUUUCUGUAAACAUUGUAGUGCUACACAUAUAUACUUCUGUAAACAUUGUAGUACUACCAUAUGUUGAUUUCUUUAAAUUCAUGACCUGAUGAAGACUGGUAUUGGCCAGGUGAAAUAUCGUAAUUACAGCCCAUUCACGUUCUUCGAUGAGUCCUCUAGUUGUCUUUUUGACUACAAUUUUAUUAAUUUUGACUGAUUGCGAUUUUUUUUGAUCCGCGACGUUGAGCAAGGUUGAUCGCGCACUGUUUCUUUUUUGCAGUGGUCUUGCACCUUAACUUUUCACUAUUUUGCUUCUUAAAAGCUUAUUCCUUGUUCAUUCUUUCACUUUCUUUCAGGGUAUGUUAACAAUAUUUCUGAUAAUGUGAAAGACAUUUUGCUUAUUAUCCAUGCACAAGAGAUUCCAACCCACUCAGCUGCACCAUACGCCUCGUGUAAGUAUAAACCCGUUCAUGUUUAACUCCAAAUUUUAUUAAAAAUGACAUAAAUGGAACACCUAGGAUUCUUUAGAUUUAUACAAAAGUUUUACAUUUUAGAAAAGAAACGCACAUUCCAUUUUUGGGUUCAAGAAUCUGAAUUUGCAUUUUGCCAAAAAAAACCUUCACUGACGUACACUCGUGCACCCUAUUGUGAUUGGUUACCCUGUGUUACAAACAACGAAGUUUAGAAUAGACUGCGUAAAUAUUUUCCUUCGUAAUUUUCUGUGAUUUACGGAUGCUGUAUCCCUCUUUCAGAUGACUAUUGGUAUUACGAGGAGUGGCAGCAGUCGCUGGAAAAAGUUGCUAAAAACUCGAGGGCGCUGUUGGAGGCUUACGGAAAGAAAUGCAGAGAACGUGGGGUUGGUACAGUUUGAUCUUCUUACGGCAAUUCUUUCCUUUUAAUAUGACCUGCACAAAGACGUCACCAAGGGAUGAAACUUUAAAAACGUUAUUGUGCGUCUAUAGUCCUUGAUUCUACCUCACCGUGGUUGUAAGAACGAAACACGUCCCUAGGGCCCCUUUCUCGAAAGUCCCUGUUACUCUUCCGUUCCUACAUCAAAUAUUCCAAUCAAAAUAUAAAAAAAUAAAAUCGCGGGACUAUUUUGUUUUGUUAACUGAUAAUUUUAUCAUAUUAUCUGCAACACUCAUGAAACCUCGAUCCUCAAUGUGAACAACAACAGCUUUCCAUGGGACCGUUCCUCGAAAGUCCCGAUAAUUAACGGGCGCGUAAAGCUGUUGUUGUUUACAUGCAAGACAGAGGUUUCAAUAGUUUUGUAUCUAACGUGAUAAAACUAUCAGUUGAUGAAACAAAAUGGAGUAGCUUGCUAGCCAGGACCCGCGCUCCACUAACUCUUUAUAUUUCGAGUUGAAUAUUUGAUUUCGGGCCCAAAAAGUUACCGGGACUCUCGAGAAACGGAUCCCAGAAUCCAAAACAGGCUUCCUUUAAUCCACAACACGUCUUAGAUAUUUAAACACUUGACAGAAUCUAAAACAACGAAGAAUCCAAACAAGUCACAGAAUCCAAAACUCUUCACAGUAUCGAAAACACGUCUGAUAAUCCGCAUCCGUCACAGAAUCCUCAGUCCUGGAAGCGACUCGUCAGAAGGUCUGGUCAUUGUGUUUUGGAGUAUGGGAUCUGUUUUGUAUUAGGGAGUUUUUUUAUCCUGGAACAUUUUUUGAUUCUGCGAUCAGUUGUCUUUUCCCUGUGAACCACAGAACUAUCUUACACAAAAAACGUACAAAUACUUAUUCUUCCUUUCCAGUAUUAUCUCUUCCCAUGUUUCCACAUUAAAUUCAGUCCACGCUCCAGUUAUAUACUUGAUAUUUACUAACGAUAGCACUUCCGGUUAAUUAUUAAGUAAUCAAUAAUCGUUCAUUCAAUGUUUAGACCUACACCACGACUCGGGUUCUCGUUUUUAAAUUUCUUAGACGUGAUCUUACCGCGCUUUUGACAAACAUGCGAACUCUAAAGUUCAAAAGCCGCCUUCACAAUUGCGUUUUUCGCGGCCGUCAUUGAAUCAUAAUCACGAUCACAAGCAACGAACCUUGAAACACAGAAACACACAAAACGGAUCGAAAUCGCACCAAUCACAAAUCCCAAACGAUGACCGUCAGCUGGCUUUUGAACUUCAGAAUUCGCAAUUUUUUGAAAAGCGCGGUAAAAGGUCCUUUGGUAGUUUUUCCCGCCAAUUGCACGUUGCAAAUUUCGCACGUUUUCUCUGUCUGUCUCUGUCAAAAGGCUGAUUUAGCAACAGAAAGGGAACGUCAGUUGACGACGGCGCGCGCAAAUCAAUUAACUGGCUUGAGUAAGCAAAACAUGCGUGCGCGCGCGUGAAAAUUGCUCUGCACGAUGACAGGAUCAGAGGAAGGCGGUGGAGGAAAAAGAGAAAUCCGCACUCUUCCCUCCACGUGUAACCUUUCUCGCAAGCAGCGACUUUCACGCGCGUUCGCGUAUUUUUUUUCGCUCACUUUAGGGACUCUUUUACCUAGUCCCUGUACGGCGUCUUCCCAGGCCUUCUCGGUCAAUGUAUUUCGGUGACGUAUCCGAGACGAACGGCUGGGACACUCCCUCGGAAAUAAAGAAACUUGCUCGGAAAACGUGACCCGAAACGCAUGGGCCGUGCAGAAUAAUGAGAGUACGCAAGGACUAGUCGAAGUCAAUUAACCAUUUGAAUUGCUAGGGGCAAAAUCAAUAACAUAACGUUCCACUGCUUUUUAACUUGCAGAUAAAUUACAAACUGUACAAUGAAAGAAGCAACAGCCCUGGGGAAGUUAUCUGUAAACUCGCGGCAGAUGAAAAAGCGCAUUUACUGGUGGUUGGAGCCCGCGGCGUGGGAAAGAUUCAACGGAAGUUCUUUGGUAGCGUUAGUGAAUACUGUGUGCAUCAUGCACACAUGCCGGUGGUAGCUGUUCCACCUCUAAAAAAUAACAACAUGGUUUAG
Messenger RNA from Porites evermanni, 10028 nucleotides. The record is from the annotation of a GenBank genome assembly. NCBI's taxonomy places the organism in Eukaryota, Metazoa, Cnidaria, Anthozoa, Scleractinia, Poritidae.